GUCGAUCCGGGAGCCGGAUGGCGCGGAGGUGCGCUUCGAUCGGGUGCUGUGCGACGUGAUGUGUUCCAGCGACGGCACCUUGCGGAAGGCCCCCCACCUGUGGCGGGAGUGGAGCGCCAAGACCGCCCUGGAGCUGCACGCGGACCAGCUGGCCGUGGCGCUCCGCGGCGCGCGGCUGCUGCGCAUCGGAGGGCGCAUGGUCUACAGCACCUGCAGCAUGUCGCCCGUGGAGAAUGAGGCGGUGGUCGCCGAGAUCCUUCGCCGCGCGGGCGGGGCACUGCAGCUCGUCGACGCGCGGGGGCGCGUGGCGCCGCUGCGCACCUGCGAGGGCCUGCGGUGGUGGCACGUCACGCACCCGGGCGACCGCUCGCCCUAUGCCAGCUACGAGGCCGCGGUGCAGGGCGGCGGUCUCCACAGGCUGCUUUGCCCAGGCAACUUCCCGCCGGCGGAAGGCUCCAAGGAGGGCGAGGCCCUGAGCAGAUGUGUGCGUGUGCUGCCCCAUCACAACGACACGAGCGGCUUCUUCAUCGCCGUGUUCGACAAGGUGUGCGACCUCAGGCCACCGCAGCCCGCGGACGGGUCGGACGAGCGGGAUGGCUCCGGCUACGACAGCGGCGCCGACGAGGACGGCGAGGAGCUGCAGCGGCGGGAGCAGCUGCGAAGGCUCGAGGCCGCGAUCGCCGCUGGGCGGAGCGAGCAGGAGCGGGCCAAGGCGCUCUCGAGGCGGGAGCGCGUGAGGAAGUCGGGCUCCCUGGCGCGGGAGCUCUGUCGGUACAGGAACGCGGCCGAUGACAUGCCCGACGCUGUGGAGCGGCUGAGCACCUUCUACGGGCUGCAUGUCCAGUUCCCCAGGAGGCUGCUCUUCAGGCGCUACCAGCUGGACCUGGACGCAGAGGGUGAGCUGGUGCAGGCCCACCAUGGCGAUGCCCACCAGCUGGUCCUCUUCGCCGCGGGCGCCGCGCGCGUGCUUGCGGCCGGCACCGGCGACCACGCUCGCCGGA
Molecule: messenger RNA, 1001 nt
Organism: Prorocentrum cordatum
Lineage: Eukaryota; Dinophyceae; Prorocentrales; Prorocentraceae
Source: the annotation of a GenBank genome assembly